UCGAAGUGUGCCUCGGUCGAGGGUAUUCUUGUCGACAGGAUUCACGUUCCAGACAACAAUCCAAAAUCAUUCAUCUCCAGAGCGUCCGAUGGCUUACGCGAUAUCUCUCACCUUCGACCACAGGAACACUUUCCAUGGAAUAGACUGCCACUGGAGUUACGAGUGAAAAUUCUGCAGAUUCUCAGCAAAAGUGACCUUGACAAAUGCCGAUUUUUGAAUCGGGACACGUUCGAACUUAUUCGUUGCAAUGAGCGGUUAAUGAAGAGAAGACUCUUUGAUACCUUAGUAUUUGGUCGCGGAUUUCGGUUACGCGUAGUAUGUUUCGAAGAGAAAAUAGAUCAAUCGCUGAUGGUUAAGAAACCGAAGAAACUCAAAUGGCCACCGAGUCUUUCCGAUGUAUUCUCAUCAUCCAUUAACAACUGCCUUCCAAAAGUGCUCAAAAACGCUGACGUUCAUCAUCUACAUUUCUUCAUGGUUCCUUUGACGGACGAUCUUCUGUCGACAAUCUCGUCGUGUCUGCUGCACGCUGGCAGUCGAGUACACACGAUAUCGAUCAGUCAGACAUCAAUGGCCUACGUGACGUCUUCUAUGCUUCUUCGAUUCCUUCGUGAGGUCGCUCCCAAAGCAGUCGACUUGUAUCGCAUCAAGUGCUUUCACGAAAACCUCAGUGCGGAGGUUUUCCGAUUCAUUGUAACGAGACAACACUUUUCUGUUGACGGCUUUGGUCCUGAUCCAAGCCCAAUAGACGACGAUAUCUCUCCCAACUGA
This is a messenger RNA of Ostertagia ostertagi, 768 nucleotides long. Lineage: Eukaryota; Metazoa; Nematoda; Chromadorea; Rhabditida; Trichostrongylidae. The record is from the annotation of a GenBank genome assembly.